Molecule: messenger RNA, 333 nt
Organism: Symbiodinium sp. CCMP2456
Lineage: Eukaryota; Dinophyceae; Suessiales; Symbiodiniaceae
Source: the annotation of a GenBank genome assembly
AUGUCAAUCCUUAGCGCGGCCGAUACGGUGCCGCCGGCGGAGAAUGACCUCGGCACCUACAUGGGCCAAGAGAACUGGAGGCUGCGCAUCCGCAAAGAGCAGUCUCGGGCGCCAAAGAACGCAGAGUUCUCCCUGCGGCUGGCCGUGCGUGCCCUCGACGUCACGAAGAAGCCGAACCAGGUGGAUCCAGGAGCCCAGGGUGCAGCGGACGCUCUCCUCGACGAGGAGACCGCGAGGAAUUUCCGAGCUCACCUCGUUGCCAAGACGGGCGCGCCCGGCCACUUCGAGCUCUGGCCGGAGACGUCGCAGCACAAUGUCGGCUGGCUGGUGCAG